Molecule: messenger RNA, 333 nt
Organism: Plasmopara halstedii
Lineage: Eukaryota; Oomycota; Peronosporomycetes; Peronosporales; Peronosporaceae
Product: palmitoyltransferase, putative
Exons: 1
Coding region: 1-333 (110 amino acids)
Source: RefSeq, a predicted model, not a curated record
AUGGUUGUUAAGCUUGUUAAAGACACGAAUUAUAAUAAUUUCAACGCUCUCCUGUGGUUUAGUCGAAUCAUGUCACUUGGUAUUGGACUGCUGCUCGGUGGAUACUUUGCUUUUCACGUAUGGCUACUGCGAGAAGGCAAGACGACACUCGAGUUUCUCGCUGGCAAGAGAGGAGAGUUAGCUAAUCAUACUUUUCUAUACAAUGUGACUGUGUAUUUUGGCAACAACGUCAAGAGCUGGUGGGUACCCACAACGCCGCAACUUCCAGAUGCACUGAGUAAUAAAGAGGUUGAAGACGAUGACAAAGAUACUGUGCGGUUUGUAGUGAUAUAA